AAAGGAUACAAAAAGAUAUCCAAAGCCUUAAAAAUGCCAGUCAGUACUGUUCAAUCACUUAUUAAGAAGUUGAAAAUUCGGGGAUCUCUUGAUACCAAGCCAAGGUCAGGUAGACCAAAAAAGAUUUCAGCCACAACUGCCAGAAGAAUUGUUCGGGAUACAAAGAAAAACCCACAGGUAACCUCGGGAGAAAUACAGGCUGCACUGGAAAAAGACGGUGUGGUUUUUUCAAGGAGCAUAAUACGACGAUACUUGAACAAAAAUGAGCUGCAUGGUCAAGUUGCCAGAAAGAAGCCAAUGCCACAAAAAAAGCCCGGUUACAAUAUGCCCGACAACACCUUGACAUGCCUCACAGCUUCUGGCACACUGUAAUUUGGAGUGACGAGACCAAAAUAGAGCUUUAUGGUCACAACCAUAAGCGCUAUGUUUGGAGAGGGGUCAACAAGUAUUGUGCUAGCUGAAUUAUUUUACUAAAAGUCUGUGUUCAGGAGAAGAAAAAAGUCAUACACAUCUGGGAUAGCAUAAGGGUGAGUAAAUGAUGUGAGAAUUAACAUUUUUGGGUGAACUAUCCCUUUAAAGAGAUCUUCUGUAAUGAGAUAAAUUUCAAUAGGUUUGUGUUAUUCUGCCGAUUUGGGUAUAUUGACAUUUUGUAAUUUAAAUUUAAAAAAUACUUCUGUAUGAGUAAACUGUAUGAGUUAACAUAGUAUUAUUUCCUGUACCACUGCCACACCUUUAAGUCUGAUCCAUGCAGCUUCUCCCAGUCUAUUUUUAUGUUUGAGAAAAGGUAAAAGGUCUUAAUAAAGUGCCGUUAAAGCUAUCAGUUUAGAGGUUGUUGAAUCAAAGCUUUUUACACCAUUUAUGUUUUUCUUACUGACAUUAGCUGCUAUUGUUGGCCCGUGUGGGCAGAUCUUCUGUGGAAGUGAAGAUCUGCCCAAGUCACACUAACUGCUAUUGCGACAGAUUGUAAACACCAUUUAGCACAUGAAUUCUUUCAGAUAUUUAAACAAGCAGUGAUACUGUAAAUACAGGGUUUGUGGAAAACCUGGAAAUAUCAUGACAGUUAAUAAUUGUGUUUUUGAGGUCAUGGAAAGUCACAGAAGUUAUAUAAAUAAUCGUAUAAAUUAUGUAAUGUCAAUGUUGGCUAAAAAUGGAUCAAUACUGUGGUUAUUUUCUUAUUUUAGAUUAAAAAUUAAUCAUUUAAAGGGAUAGUUCACCCCCAAAUGCAAAUUCUGUUGUCAUAAUUAAACUUUUUGUUGUUCCAAUUUCAUAAUGCAUCCUUUUUCUUUCUUUUUGUCCAUACAAUGAAGUGUAUUAAAGAAAGAAAGUCAUACGGGUAGGGAGAAUCGUCCCUUUAAAUGUACAAAUUUUUAGGAUUGGUACCUGACAUACAAAUAGAAAAUUGCGACAGAAAUAUCAAGAAAAUGAUUAUAUUGUGUCAUGAAUGACAAUCAUGGAAAGUCAUGGAAGUUGUAAAUAUGAUGGUAAAUAUAACACUUUUGAAAUGGUGAAAAGCACUCAUUUUGAAAGUGAGAAGGUCACAGUCAGAGGUGGGAGGGGCCAGUUUUACUCAGCAUUCAAUUCUGUACACUCACUGUCAGCACGCAGUGACUGAGUAAGAGAGAGGAAGCAGAAAGGUUUUCUCUUUCUCUGCGUCUGAUAUUAUAGGACAGAAAAUUUCUCAGGGCUUUGAACUGGAAAAUAUAUCAUUGAAGAAGGAAAGAUUUUAAGGGAUAUAUUGGGGAGGCCAAUGUUAGCACCUGCCAGAAUUAGAUAGCAGAUUUUCACCCAGUUGAGGCUACAAUGUCUUCCCACGUCAAACUGUGGAGGGACAGAGUGGGAACGGCAGACUAUGACAUACAAAUCAAAGAGGUGCGGUUGCAGCUGGCUGAACAGUUGAGGAUAUUUGAUGGUCAGAUUGAGCAGAAGAGUCAGCUGUUGCAGGAUCUGAUUGAUUACUUGCACAGACGAGGCGAGAUCGAGGGGGAGUACGCUCGCUCGCUGGAUAAACUCUCUGAGAGAUUCUCCUCUAGAACCAGGAAGAAGGAGCCCAGUCAUCAGUCAGUGUUUAACUGCUGGCAGGUGUUAUUGACACAAACACGUCAGGAGAGCCGAGAUCACAGCAUGCUGAGUGACAGCUACAGCAACACUCUGCCUCAGCAGCUUUCACACUGCUUAGAGCAUGCUCAACGCCUGGCUAAACGGAGCAGAGACAUUUGCACCCAGUUACAGGAUGGACUUUUAAAGGUCACCGCAGAACUACAAACAGCCUUGAAGACGUAUUACCAGUACUAUGCUGAGUUCCUUUCUGCAGAAGGCAAACUAAAAGAGGCAGCCAAACUUGAGGAAAAACAGAAGCAAAGUACUUCCAAAAAGAUGGAAAGACUCAUAGAGAAAAGACGAUGCAAAGUUCAAGAAAUUCAGCUGAAGUGCACAAAAGCGCGCAAUGACUAUCUGCUCAACCUGGCUGCAGCGAAUUCAUGCAUGAACAAAUACUGUGUUCAUGAUCUCUCCACUCUCAUAGACUGCAGUGAUCUGGGUUACCACCAGUCCGUAUCAAAGGUUUUGCGUUUUUACCUGACCAGUCAUCAGCUGGCCCAGCAGAACUUGAGCUCUGGGCUGCAGCAGCUGGACAAGACUGUCUCAGAACUGAACCAGAACCAGGACAGAGACACUGUCAUGCAGGCCAACAUCUCUGCCUUUUGCCUGCCCCUCCGCUUUCAGUACCAACCCUAUGAAGGCGACCAGGUGUGUGAGGUGUCUGCCAAGUGUGAGAUGAGAAGUGAAUUGGUGACUCGAUUUCAGCAGCUCCAGUCCAGGCUGUCAUCAGUAACCAUAGAGGUUGAAGAGUCCGGCAAAAUACUUCAGUCAGCUCAGUUUUCCUUGCUGGAUGGAAUUGCUGAGGAUAUCUUUAGAUCCACCUCUGACUUCCCCAGUAGCCCAUCUCUGGAGGGAAGCAAUGAUAUAUCAAGCAGCAAGACCAACCAGCCUAAGCGCCGAGCCAGCCUUCCAGACACUGAGAGUUUGUACUUUACGAAAGUCAGGGACCAACUGUUUAACAGCUCUUUAAUAUCAAAACUGGAGGCCAAACAUGACCUGCUUAAAAUUGCUAUUCAGAAAGUGGAAAGCAUUGAUGAUUACUCCAGAACACGCUCCAAAAGAUCUGUGCAUCACAGAAAGAGUCAGCCCUGUGGCCAGAUCAGCCAGAGGCUCUUCAAUGGGGAUCUGCUAUCAUACAUUCAAGCAUCAGGACAGCUCAUUCCUACGGUGGUGGAGAGCUGCAUUCGCUUCAUCAACCUCAAUGGUUUACAUCAUGAGGGAUUGUUUAGAGUGCCGGGCUCUCAAAUGGUGGUGAAUCAGCUGAAGGAUGUGUUUGAGAAAGGAGAUGACCCCUUCACUGAUGGGGGGUUUGACAUGGACUCUGUAGCCGGAGUACUGAAGCUUUAUUUUAGAGGGCUAGAGAAACCCCUCUUUUCUGAGGACAGUUAUGACCAACUGAUGGAAUGUGGUCAAAUAGACGACAAGUCAAAAAAAUUGGCACAAUUGAAGUCCGUCAUCUCCUCAUACCCUGCUCCACUAAUCAUUGUCAUGAGAUACCUUUUUGCAUUUCUUCACCAUGUCUCCCAGUACAGUGAUGAAAACAUGAUGCAGCCCUAUAACCUGGCAGUGUGCUUUGGUCCCAGUUUGUUGAGGGGGCCAGACAGUGGAGAUGCAGCAGCACUUCAGCGGAACAAUGACUUGGUCAAGAGUAUCAUCAUUCAUCAUGAGAGCAUCUUCCCCAGCCACAAUGAAUUACCUGGACCAGUGUAUGAGAAGUGCAUGACACUGGAAGAAGAAGACUGUGAGGCUGGUGCAGAGGAAGGAGAGGUAGAAUCAGACCAAUCUCAAAUUAAUGAGGCAAAAGACGAGCUGCAGGGAGUGGCCUUGUUUGACUACACAGGCCGUUCCUCAGCUGAGCUGUCCUUUAAACAUAGGGACCGUCUCAUUCUACACAGCAAAGCUUCCUCUGAAUGGUGGAGAGGGGAGGUGAAUGGGACAAAGGGUCUCAUCCCAAAUAAAUAUAUUAGUAUGUCAAGUGUGGAUGGAUGGCAAAAUCAGAAAGGGAAGGAUGCUGUGAAAUUCAGCUGUGGUAAACACCAGACAGAGGAACAGCCGAGGGUAGAGCAAAGCACUCGGCUAAAGGUCACUAGUGACAAAGCUGGGGUUGUUGCCAGUCAGGUCACUUCUGGAAAGGUUUUGUUACAAAUACCCACAGGACAAUAUAUGCGGUCAGGAAAUUCUCCAGGGGCUCUACGGAAAACAGUAGACCCUCAAAAGGGACGAUCCACUAUAGAACGAGGGAGUGGAGAGGGUACUUCAACAGAAGUGGAUAAGGAAGUGUGUCAUAUGAUGCACUCAGUGUUUAAGGAGCUCCAUUCCAAACAAUCUUCCCAGGAUCAACACGUGUCUACAUCCUCAGACAUCACCUCGUCCUUCCCUGUGCAAACACCUCAAAACAAAGUAGGACUGGGAUGGAAAGGAAAAUGUUUAUUUAGAUCAGCUGACCAAACAGACUGAUGAAAAAAAAUGAGAACAAGGGGAAAUUUUGAGUGACUAAAUUUAAAAACACAAGAAAAUAGUAAAACAUUAGUGUCACAGAUGUCUGAGCUAUUGUAGUUUGUAUUGCAGAGGUGCUUUCAACCCAAAGAUGUGAAUUCUCUAUGCUGGCUGGGUAUGAGUGGAUACAGCUGACUUUUAGUGAUAAUAAUAACUUGCCAUCUCCUUUCUUAAAAUCUGUUUAACAUACGUUUUCUAUCAUUUAUUGUCAUUACUCAAUUCAGCCAUCAGAAUUCAGAGCUCUCCCCCUGAGAGCUCUGACACAAUUCUCCCAUCUCAUGUUCCAGUGUAUCCAGAAAAAACACAUUAUUCAUGACUGUGGUCAAAAACACGUAUGUAUACUUAAAGUGUAUUUCAUUUUCUUAGUCAUUGUUUAAGUAAUUUGUUUUAUUUCACUCACUGAAUGAUUUUAAAUUAUUGAGUGAUCAUUGAAAUGUAUUGUGUAUUGUGUAAUGACAUUGCCUUUUUGGGGGGGUAAAAUAACAUAUUAGUAAAUUAACAUGUAUAGAGUGACUGUUCAUUUUUUUACUUUUUCUGUCAUCAUAAGGUUAAAGCAGAUUGUAGUGCUGCCUUACAAACACUUGAGGGCAAUCAGACUCCUCAAAUGUCACCAUUCCUUUAAGACCACCUAAACAAAAAUGAGACAUUUCCAUUAGUAUGUUUUGGCAUUCUUAAAUAAGCUUCAUGAUAUAGCACAUUUAAGUUGCAAGACAUAAAAAUAAUAUACAUCCUGUUUUCACAAACUA
This is a messenger RNA of Myxocyprinus asiaticus (Chinese sucker), 5339 nucleotides long. RefSeq names its product SLIT-ROBO Rho GTPase-activating protein 3-like. Lineage: Eukaryota; Metazoa; Chordata; Actinopteri; Cypriniformes; Catostomidae. Bases 1801 to 4554 code for a protein of 917 amino acids. Gene Ontology annotation, biological process: negative regulation of cell migration; signal transduction. The record is from RefSeq and is a predicted model, not a curated record. Gene Ontology annotation, molecular function: protein binding. The transcript has 24 exons. Gene Ontology annotation, cellular component: cytoplasm.